AUGGAUGGAAAGGCAAAGGCAGAAAGGAAAAAGAAUCCCAGAGAAGGAGCGAAUCCUCUCAGUAUUCUAACAUUUGCGUAAGUUUCAAGUCAUCAUUCAGUGAUACGUUCAUUUUUUCUGGUGAUAAAGAGGUGGCAGUGUUUCAUAAAUAUCUCUAAAUCAGAUAUAAAAAAGGUAUAAAAGAUAUAAAAAAGUCUUAUGUAAACUGAUAUAACCAAGUUAUCUUCAACUUCAUUAUUAAAUCAAUACACAGCAUUUUGAAUGAUUUAUGUUAUCUGCUAUUUUAAGGCAGAAUUUCAUGAAAGAACGUUUUCACUAUUUUUAAUCUAUUAGUCAGUUGACAUUGAUAUUAGCCGUUCCAAGCCAGAUAAUAAUUGUAUCUUGUAGCAUUUGGUUCAGUCAUCAUUGACUGAUAAAGAUAGUGAAAUGUAUAAAAUGCUAAUACACUGCUGCUAGUACUUCAAUCACUGAAAUAACAUUGAAAACUUUCGUCUUAAUAACGAGAAUUUCAUUUCCGUUGAUAGAUUUACAUUGCCCACAUUUUGGAAUGGUUAUCGCAAAGACUUGGAAGUAACUGAUUUGUACAAACCUUUGAAAGAACAUACCAGCAGCUCUUUAGGUACAAAGAUAUCGAGAAUAUGGCAAAAGGAAUGCAAAGCAUGCGAACAGAAAUUAUCGAACGAAGGAAAGGAUAGCGAUGACAGAAAACAUGCUGGGAAAAAGAAGUUAAAGCAACCUAGUUUAGUAAAGGUCCUUAUGAAAUGUUUUGGAGUUCAGUUAAUAUUGUACGGAGUAUUUUUAGCUGUUUCGGAUAUUGUGUUUAGAAAAUCCAUUUAUGAAUCUGAUUAUUUAUUCAGAUUAUUACAACCCUUGUUUAUUGGUCUUUUGAUUCGUUACUGCAAUAAGACGAAACUUGAAUCUAUGCCAUUGCAUAUUGUAACGACCAGAUUGCACAAUUCUUCCAAUUCGCAAGUUCGUGAAAUCGACGAAGCGAUGAAACCGAUACUGCAGCCAAUACUGAUUGGUCGACUGUUACAAUAUUACAGUAACAUUUCGGCAAUGACAAAAGAAGAAGCCUAUUUGUACGCAGGUGGUGUCGUAUUGUGUUCAGCAGUCUUGAUAUUUAUUACUCAUCCAUACAUGUUGGGAGUUCUUCACAUUGGAAUGAAGAUGCGUAUAGCUUGUUGCACGUUGAUCUACAGAAAAGUGUUGAGACUGUCAAGAACUGCCUUGGGUGAGACAACAGUAGGACAAGCAGUGAAUCUCUUAUCAAACGAUGUUAACAGAUUUGAUAUAGCACUUGUACAAAUACAUUACCUAUGGAUUGGACCGCUUGAAACUUGCAUCAUAGCAUAUUUAAUGUACAAUGAGGUUGACCUAUCUGCCUUUUUCGGAAUUGUCGUACUCCUCUUAUUUAUUCCUUUACAAGGAUAUUUAGGUAAAAAGUCUUCGCAAUUCCGAUUGAAAACUGCCCUUAGAACAGAUGAAAGAGUUCGAUUAACCAAUGAAAUUAUUACCGGUAUUCAAGCAAUCAAAAUGUACACCUGGGAGAAACCGUUUAGUCAAUUGAUCGAAAGGGCAAGAAAGAGAGAAAUCAGUGUUAUACGAGGUAUGUCUUUAAUCAGGGGUGUUACUAUGUCUUUCAUCUUAUUCACGACGAGGAUGUCACUUUUCGCUACUAUAGUAGCUUAUAUAAUGUUAGGAAAUAGAAUAACUGCCGAAAAAGUGUUCAUGUUGCAAGCAUUUUAUAAUAUUUUACGAUUGAACAUGACCCGAUUAAUUAAAUCUAAAAAAACAAUCGAUCUCGUAGGAAUAACACAACUAGCUGAAUUGCUGGUCUCUGUAAAACGUUUGCAAAAAUUUAUGUUGUACGAAGAAAUCAACAAAACGAGCGAAGAAGCGGAAUCCAAGAAGAAAGCAUCAAAUGUUGGCAGGAAUAAAAAUGACGUGGACAACGUAGAAACUGAUACGAGCGAGGAAAAACGCGAAACGGCCAGUUCACAUCAAGGAGAACACAUUAUAUUGUUAAAGAAUGUUAAUGCCAAAUGGCUUUCCUACGAGCAGGAAGAUACGUUAAAAAACAUGAACAUCAACGUGAAACCAGGUGAAUUAGUUGCCGUUGUUGGCCAGGUUGGAUCUGGCAAAAGUAGUUUACUUAACAUAUUGUUGAAAGAAUUACCUGUGAACUCGGGUACCGUAGAGAUUAAUGGAAAAAUAACGUACGCUAGUCAAGAACCGUGGUUAUUUGCUGGUGCUGUUAGACAAAAUAUUCUAUUCGGUCGAAAGCUAGAUCAAUUUCGGUACGAUCGUGUUGUUAAAGCCUGCCAAUUAAGAAGAGACUUUAGUUUGUUGCCGUACGGCGACAAAACGAUCGUCGGCGAACGAGGAAUCAGUUUGUCGGGUGGGCAACGUGCCAGAAUCAAUUUGGCAAGAGCGGUUUAUACGGAAAGCGACGUUUACUUAUUGGACGAUCCGUUAAGCGCCGUAGAUGCGCACGUGGGCAAGCAUAUGUUCGAGGAGUGCAUUGUGAAGUAUUUGAAGGGAAAGACUAGAAUUCUCGUCACGCAUCAAUUACAGUAUCUGCCAAAUGUCGAUAGGAUAAUCGUUCUGAAAGACGGGAAAAUCGAGGCUGACGGUUCUUACAACGAGCUCGUUGCGAUGGGAAUGGACUUUGGAACAUUGUUGGACGAUCCCGCCAAUGAAGAAGAGCGAUCAGGCUCUGCCCCCCCUAGCAGGUCUAAUUCUCGAAACGCUAGUAGCACGUCGUUGAGUUCUUUGAAGAGUAACACUACCGAGAAGACGGAACCAAUUGAAGUAGCCGAGACUCGUACGAAGGGCACAGUUUCCGGCAAAGUGUAUGGAGCAUAUUUUCACGCAGGCGGAAAUUGGUGCGUCAUAGCUACGGUUAUUUUGCUUUGCGUGUUGGCGCAGAUGUUUGCCACCUGUAGCGAUUUCUUCAUCUCUCAAUGGGUCAACAUGGAAGAGAAAUACGUGGACGAGCCGGACAUCGAUUCAAAGUGGAACGAGCCGAUAAGUCGUAAUGUUUGCAUGUACGUGUAUACCGGCUUGAUCGUUUCCACGAUUGUCAUUACUCUAACACGUUCCGUUGCAUUCUUUACGACAUGUAUGAAAGCGUCCACCAGGUUACACGAUCGUAUGUUUCGAUGCAUAAGUCGAGCAACAAUGAGAUUCUUCAAUACCAACACGUCCGGUCGAAUUCUCAAUAGAUUCUCGAAAGAUAUGGGCGCCAUCGACGAAUUGUUACCACUAGCUCUGAUCGAUUGCUUCCAAAUUGGCUUGUCUCUUCUCGCUAUCAUAGUCGUCGUUGCAAUAGCCAACUAUUGGCUGUUAAUACCCACCGUGGUCAUCGGAGUGAUCUUUUACUAUCUUCGUAUUUUCUAUCUGGCAACUAGUCGCAGCGUCAAACGAUUGGAAGGAGUUACUCGAUCACCGGUGUUUGCACACCUGAACGCAACCUUGCAAGGGCUGCCAACUGUACGAGCCUUCGAGGCGGAAGAGAUAUUAACACAGGAAUUCGAUCAACACCAAGACCUGCACUCGUCAGCGUGGUACAUAUUCAUCUCUUGUUCGAGGGCAUUCGGAUUCUGGCUGGAUUUCUUUUGCGUCGUCUACAUCAUGUUCGUCACUUUGAGCUUCUUGGUGCUAAACGUUGGUGCAGAGGGUGGCAACGUGGGCUUGGCCAUAACGCAAAGCAUCGGAUUAACCGGCAUGUUCCAGUGGGGCAUGCGGCAGAGUACCGAGAUGGAAAAUCAAAUGACCUCGGUGGAACGUGUGCUGGAGUACAGCAAAGUGGAGAGCGAACCACCGCUCGAGAGCAAGCCGGAUAAAAAGCCCAAGGAAAGUUGGCCCGAGGAGGGUAAAAUUGAAUUUAAGAACGUAGUGAUGAGAUACGCCCCGGACGAGCCCCCGGUGCUGAAAAAUCUGAACUUGGUGAUUUACCCGCAAGAGAAGAUUGGCAUCGUCGGACGAACAGGCGCGGGAAAGUCGUCCUUGAUCUCUGCGCUAUUCCGCUUCGCGUACCUCGACGGUAUCGUGGAGAUCGACGGUGUGAAAAUCAACGAGAUCGGGCUUCACGAUUUACGGUCGAAGAUCAGUAUAAUCCCUCAGGAACCUUUCCUGUUUUCCGGUUCGCUGAGAAAGAAUCUAGAUCCCUUCGACGACUACAGCGACCAUCUGCUGUGGCAAGCAUUGGAGGAAGUCGAACUGAAGGAGAUGGGGCUGGAGGCUCACGUCAACGAGGGUGGUUCGAAUCUGAGUGUCGGCCAACGUCAACUCGUCUGUCUGGCACGCGCUAUCAUUAAAAAUAAUCGGAUCCUCAUUCUCGACGAAGCUACCGCGAACGUCGAUCCGCAGACCGACGAGCUCAUUCAGAAAACCAUCCGCACGAAAUUCGCCAACUGCACGGUGUUGACCAUCGCGCAUCGUCUCAACACCGUGAUGGACAGCGAUCGAAUUUUGGUGAUGGACGCCGGUAAUGCCGUGGAGUUUGAUGUUCCGUACGUCUUGAUCGAAAGGAACGGAUAUCUGAAGAGUAUGAUGAACGAGACCGGACCAGCAAUGGCAGAGGCUCUGAAGCAAAUUGCUCGUGAAUGCUACGAGAAUCGUACGUCGACGACGCUUUGA
This is a messenger RNA of Heterotrigona itama, 4644 nucleotides long. The record is from the annotation of a GenBank genome assembly. Lineage: Eukaryota; Metazoa; Arthropoda; Insecta; Hymenoptera; Apidae.